GAGAAAGCAACAUGAGUCGCUCUCGAUUCGCGUCGUCCUUUGCCUCCUGUGCCAUUACAAUGUUAUCAUGUUUGAGAAAUAAAACUACUGUAAUUCUUAUCAUAAAUAAAUAAAUUACAUUUAAAGGAUAUAUACAAUACAUAUGUACAAUGUCUUUCAAUCGAGGAAUAAAACGUGAUUCCUUUGGGAAUAGAAACUUUAAUAAUCGAGGAGGUGGUGGUGGAGGUGGCGGAGGAAGGGUUGGAAAUAUGGGAGGAAGUGGUGGAGGUAUGGGUGGCAACAUGAGUGGUGGAAUGGGAGGAGGUGGAGGAGGUGGUGGAGGCGGAGGUAGCGGUGGAAGUGGUGGGAUGAAUCCUUGGGAAGGAGGAAUGAUGCCCGGCAGAGGAAUUUUACCAACGCCUAAUAAUAAUUUAUCUUUAGCAUCGCCACAAGCACAACUAGCAAUAGCUAGCAAUCUCCUUUCAAACUUACUUCGCAGUCAGCAAGAAGUACAACCACAGCAGGUACCAUCACUUCUCAGCCUUGGAAAUAACUUUAGCGGACCAGGACCUAACUUUCCAAAUCAGCAGAACUUUUCUUCUGGGCGUUUUAAUGAUCGUCCUGUUAGGCAUCCUAUGAAGAAUCAACGACCACAACCAUAUAACAAGAUGGGCAAUCGCGCCCGUGAUGGCCCUGCUGGGCGACGUGGUCCAUCUGCACAACAAUCUCGUGCACCCCAGUCUGGCAAUCAGCGUAUGAAUGGAAACCAAACUCAACAUCACAACGAUAAAUCUUCUAAACCAAUUCCUGCCUCUAAACAAAAUCAGACUGCCAAAAAGGAACAGCAGGACGUUAAGACCUCUGAUAAUGAAAAAACAGAAGCACCUGCUGUAACAAGUGGAGUGAAUGAAGAAUCUGAUGACAAGAAAGCAGAUCGGAAGGACAUUAAAAACGAAUCCGAAGAUGUUCAAAUUGUAGAGACUGAAGAAACAGAAGAAAAGCUUCAAGAUGAUGAAGAACAAAAGCCAGACAAAUCUGCAACGGAAGAAACACCACCGAAGGAAGCAAACACAUCUACAACGGAGAAGGAUUCAAAAUUGACAGGCAAAAAGUCAGAAGCAAGACACGCUGAAAGUCGUUAUGCAGAGGUUCCAAUGAGUCAUAUGUUCUGUCACAUAUGUAACAAACAUAUGUGGGAUGGAUAUUCUUUCGAAAAUCACUUACGCGGGCGAGCACAUCAGUUGAUGAUGGAAAAGUUAGAUGAAUCAUAUAAAUUAAAGGUUGACCUCAUGCGGCACGAAUUAAGAGUAGCAGAAGAACAACGUGAACUUAGUCUGACUAAUUCGAAACGUCGUGGUAAGAAAGUAUCUGUAGAUUUGAAUGUACGUGAAUAUUGCACAAUGUGUGACUUGAAUUUCUAUGGAACAUUAUCCAUGCACAGAAAGAGUGAGAAACAUCAACAGCUAAAAACAUUUUUGCAUCCAAGAUGUUUCCCAUGUUUGAAAGAAUUUCCAUCGCGUAUUGAAUAUGACGAACAUUGUUUAACUCCCGGACACAUGAAGAAAGCUGUGCAGUGUGAAGAACAACGAAAAAAUAAAAAGAAAGAAAAACUUGCAAAAGGAGAAUCUGAAGUGCGUACUGCAGAAGAUGAAGAAAAAGACGUUGGUUCUGAGAAUAAAAAUGAAAAGGAGGAAGAUACUACAGAAGAACAGGAAUAUAUUACGGAUAUUGUUGAGAAUUUGAGUGACAAGAAAUUCAAAAUUCCAUCUUAUAAAUAUUGUCGACAAAAUCAAGUAUCCAUUGGAAAAUCUAUGGUGAAAGAAGUUGAAGGAUUUUAUUGUGAAAAAUGUAGAAGAUUCAUGCUGUUAGCUGAAGAUAUGAAUGCUCAUUUACGUAGUAUUACUCAUUAUCGAAAUUUCGUACAAGAAGUAAAGGCUUUAAGUACGAGUACGGAAACUACAGAACAAAGAUCAAUAGAAAAACUUGAGACUAACGAAGACGCUCAAGAAAAUGACGAGGAAUAUGACGGGAACUGGAAACGUCGUAAAAUAGCUUACUCUAAAGACGAGAAUAACGUAGAAAUGAAAGAAAUACAAGAAAACAAUGUUGAAAAUGCAAAUGCUCAAAAGAAAACUGACGGAGAUGAAAAGUAUGAUCCGCUUGAAGCUGAUGCAGAAUCUGAGGAAGAAGAAACUCGUGAAGCGGAAAAGAGCGGAAAACAGCCUUCGCAAAAUACUGUUAAUACUCCAGAAAAGAAGACACCAGUUGAUAAAAUAUGGGCCGAUAUCGAUAAUGAUAAUGAGGUGGAAAUAGGUAAUUUAAUUGAUAAUGAAGAUGAAAAAGAGCAGGUUGAUCAUGAAAAAUCUAUUCAGAAGUUAGACAGAGAUCUAAAUCCGCAAGUGAAGCUAACACGUGGUCGAGGUUUCCCCCGUGGACGCGGUAGUCCUCGAGCACGAAGGGCUCGACGAUAAAGUGAUCUCCGUCGUAAAUUAGAGUAAGGUUGAGUAUAACUCAUAAUUAUGUCCCUUAAUAUAUCUACUGUUAGGUUUCAUUUAUUUACUCGAUAUAUUCAAGACGUCAAUGUUUAAAUAAUUUAGUUCAUUACAUCUUUUGACAGAAUGAAAAAAAUUAUUAUAAUCAAAUGUCUAUAAUUAUCGUUUUACAUGUAUAAAUUGUAUCUUUUUAUAUGUAUGAAUAUAUAUAUUAUAUACUAUAUAUAUUCAUAAUAUAUCAAUAUAAAUAUUGAUUUGUCCAAGCUUAAUUACACAUUAUCACUUACAGAGAACUGUACUAUGUACGAUUGUUGAAGAAAAUAAUGCAUUUUCGAAGUAAGGAGGUGAAAUAAAUAGAUAUGCUUUUGCGUAUUGAUAUUGAUUAUCUUGUAACUACUCUGUAUUAAGAAAUACUAUUAAUCUUCAACUAAUUAAUACAUGUUUAUCAUUUUUAAGUAACAAUUAUAAUAUCACUCUAUUAUAAAAAAUUCAUUCCUGCGUAUAUGCUAAUAAAAAAUCCAAAAAUACCUUGCAAUAAAUUUAAGAUGUUGAUAAAAAUUUUAUCCGAUUUACGUUUAACUGUAGUAAAUCAAAGUUUACAUUGAUAAAUAAGAGAAAUAAUCGUACUUUCAUUUGCUUUAUCAUAAUAUAGUAGGACUUUUACUAUAGGAUUAUAUCUUUUGUGACAUAUAAGACGUUGUAAAGAAGAAUUAAUAUAAAAGAUGCAUGCUGUUUGACAAUUCCUCUAUGGAAUACCGAAAUUUCUAAUUCUCACACAAUACACACACAUCUUAUCUUUGUAGCCCCUAUAAAGUAAUUUAAUUUGUAAUAAAAUUUGCGUCCAUGAAAGGGAUGGAUGGCUUUAAUAGCCAUAUAAUACUUUAAUAACAAGUUAUAUAUAACUUUCAUAAUUUCUUUAUAUUAAUCAUGUUUAUUUAUGUAAGUAUCAUGCAAAAUCUAUAUCUAUACUAGAACAUAAUAAAAACCUAACAUUAUUCUCAAACCAUCUAAAUAACUUUUCAUUCCAACAUUGGAUUCUUCUGUAUUAGUGUGUAGAAAAUAUAAAACAAUAAAUGGUCUAAAAAAUAA
Molecule: messenger RNA, 3560 nt
Organism: Bombus pyrosoma
Lineage: Eukaryota; Metazoa; Arthropoda; Insecta; Hymenoptera; Apidae
Gene: Pep
Product: zinc finger protein on ecdysone puffs
Exons: 10
Coding region: 150-2450 (766 amino acids)
Cellular component (GO): nucleus
Molecular function (GO): nucleic acid binding; zinc ion binding
Source: RefSeq, a predicted model, not a curated record